CCUCAUCUUUUUAUAAAUAAUCGAUUUACCCUCGAACAGUUUCUUCUAGUCAAAUAGCAGCACAUCGUUCUCAUUACCGUUCUAAGAAGUAUAUCAAAAGUAUAUCAAAGAUCCACAGUAAAGAUGAGCAACCACCAAAGAAUCAGCGUCCUUGACGAGACACUCGCUGAUGGUCUACCAAGUGUUUCGAAGACGCUCUUCCAAGCUAAAGCUAGACACGGAUAUACGUUCGAGGAGCUUGCACAGAAACUAGGCCGCAGCGAAGUCGCGGUUGCUGCUUUAUUCUAUGGCCAAGCCCAGGCAUCCGAUGAAGAUAUCGAGAAGUUGACUGAAGCCCUCGGCCUCCAACAGGGGGAAUUACACUCGCUGUCACUUGGUUUCCCCAACCGAGGACGUGCGGGACCAAUGCCUCCCGUAGAGCCGCUCAUCUACAGAUUGUACGAAAUUGUACAAAACUAUGGAUAUGCUUUUAAGGCUGUCAUAAAUGAGAAAUUUGGAGACGGCAUCAUGAGUGCUAUUGCGUUCUCUACUAAGGUUGAGAAGGAGGUCGAUAGUGAUGGAGUCGCCUGGGUCAAUAUUACGCUCCGAGGAAAAUGGUAAGUGAACUUCAAUUCAGCACCAUACAUGUCGUUUUGAGGAAGUUACUUACAUUGCAUAGGCUGCCGUUUACUCGGUUCUGAUUUGAUGGUGCAUGCGGUGGCGGUUCCAUUUUGCUAUACAUUAGGUACAUUCAACCCUAUUUGGAGUGCGGUCGCAUCAUAUAAUUGAUUAAUUAUAUUAAGACUAGAUAUUUCAUUAUCCCC
This is a messenger RNA of Daldinia vernicosa, 803 nucleotides long. RefSeq names its product Cyanase. The coding region runs from base 124 to 600 and encodes 158 amino acids. Gene Ontology annotation, molecular function: cyanate hydratase activity; DNA binding. NCBI's taxonomy places the organism in Eukaryota, Fungi, Ascomycota, Sordariomycetes, Xylariales, Hypoxylaceae. The record is from RefSeq and is a predicted model, not a curated record. The transcript has 3 exons.